Messenger RNA from Pseudomassariella vexata, 432 nucleotides. Its product is annotated as histone-fold-containing protein. Gene Ontology annotation, molecular function: structural constituent of chromatin; protein heterodimerization activity; DNA binding. The transcript is spliced from 3 exons. Bases 1 to 432 code for a protein of 143 amino acids. NCBI's taxonomy places the organism in Eukaryota, Fungi, Ascomycota, Sordariomycetes, Amphisphaeriales, Pseudomassariaceae. The record is from RefSeq and is a predicted model, not a curated record. Gene Ontology annotation, cellular component: nucleosome.
AUGGCUGGUGGAAAAGGCAAAUCUUCCGGUGGAAAGAGCUCUGGCGGAAAGACGUCGGCGGUCGAGGGUCCUAAGAAGCAGCAGAGCCACUCUGCCCGUGCCGGUCUCCAGUUCCCGUGCGGUCGUGUUAAGCGUUUCUUGAAACAGAACACACAGAACAAGAUGCGCGUUGGUGCCAAGGCUGCCGUCUAUGUCACUGCUGUGCUCGAGUACCUGACCGCCGAAGUCCUCGAACUCGCAGGCAACGCUGCCAAGGACCUCAAGGUCAAGCGUAUUACGCCACGUCAUCUGCAGCUUGCCAUCCGCGGUGAUGAAGAAUUAGACACCCUCAUCCGUGCCACCAUCGCUUUCGGUGGUGUGCUCCCCCACAUCAACCGUGCUCUGCUACUGAAGGUGGAGCAGAAGAAGAAGAAGGCUGCCCUCGAGGCAUAA